GAAGCACCCAAGAAGCCUCCCAUCAAGAUCACGAAGCAAGAGUUCAAGAACUACGAAGAAGUUGCGGCCCAGUGGUCCAACAUGAACCACCGGAAAGUUAUGCUGAAGGCUUUGAUAACAUGCCAGGGGGAUGAGGACGCAUUCAAUGCAAAGAUGAGCUUGAUAAUCAAGCGCGACAAAUACGAAAAGGAUGUCUGGGAAUUCUGGGUGGACGUUGAGACAACAGGAUCAGUUACUCAGUCGUGCGAGGAAGAGUUCUUGCAAUCGUUUGAGAUUGUUGAUGCUGACGUUGAAGUUCCAGCGCCUACCAUCGGCUCAUCACCUAUGCCAAUCAAGGAUGGCAAAUGGGCGGGGGAUGGCGAGAGCGGGGAUGAAGGGCAGGAGGAUGAUGAAGAGGAGGAUGAGGAUGAGAAGACCCCAAUGAAGAACUCACUCAAAAAGAGGAGCCCGAAGUCCAAGCUCACCAGGAAGCCCAGCAAAUCCAAGGAUGACAGGCCAAGCAAAGCUGCCAGAACUAAAAAGACAGCGGAGGAUGAGGCAGAGGAGGCGGAGGUUCAAGAAUGCCUGGAGGACUUGGAAAACCUGAAGGAAUACCUUGCCCAAAUCCUCAAGCUCAAGGGAAAGCUUGAUGGCACGUUGCUGAAGAUCGCUGAGCUGAAGAAACCUUCGGACAAAGAGUCUGGCCAGAAGCUUCGGGGUCAUGCAGACAGACUCAUGGCCCUUCACGAUGAGUUUGCUGAGAUAAAGGCUCAGUAUGCUUCGGAUGAAGCCCUGCCAGCUGAGACGGUGCUCAGACCAACUACAAGCAAGGAGACGCCAGCCCCAGCAGCGGGAAAAGGCAAACGUGGACAAACCAUGGCGGAUGACAAUGAGAUAUCUGAGGAGGAGGAUGAGCGCAAGUCUUUUGGUGCCCGUGGGCAGCAAGCAGAUGGCGUCGGUGCCGCAUCGGAGGCAUUGGCGAAAGCUCGUGCAGAAGGGGCCAGCAAGGUUUUUGCCAGGGAAGGCUUAAGCUGCCCGAUGCAUGUGGCUAUGUUGGACAUGGGUAAUGGUCUUCAUCAUCCAAUGCUGCGUGUGACUGACUUUCUGAAAACCCUGAGUCUUCACAACAAGUUAUGUGUUCUUUGGGGCGGUCCCAAGCAAUCUGCGAGUAGCAUUCUGCCGGAGUAUUGGAAGCGAUACAAACAGCAGCAUGAGUCCCAUCCGGUGUUCAUGGACCACCAUGACCAUUUGGAUAGAGUACUUCCAAUUCAAGUCCAUGCGGACGAAGGCGAAACCCUCAAGAAGACAGGUAUCAUGGUGGUCAAUUUUCAAUCCCCGCUAGGGGCAGGUACGAGCCACUGCCCAUGGUCAGAUGAGUUCAUGGGAAUCAAUUUUUUGGGUUCCUCAGUGGCCACCCGGUUUUUGGUCACUGUCUGCCUGAAAAAAAUGUAUUCGAAACGGAAGAAGAAAAACAGAAAUGGUGGCGCCUACCUUGACAAAAUCUUCGAGUCACUUGCUGAGGAGCUACGUGCUUUGUACUAUGAGGGUGUGGAGCUGUUUGUGGGCAACAAAUCUGAGAGAUUCUACAUCGCGUUUGUUGGAUUGAAAGGAGAUUGGCCAAUCCAUAUUCGAAUCGGCAAGCUCACCCGACACUUUUCCAAAAAAGGUGUGCUCAGAACCAGCCACAACAGCGGCAUUUGUCAUCUUUGCAGAGCUGGGGAGACUCACUACCCUCCUAAUGACUACAGUGUGGAUGCUGCAUGGCGCAGCACGUAUUUGACAAAGCGACCAUGGAAUGAAGAGGGCCCUUUCUUCUGUAUACCGCAGCCAUCCCCUGCAAGGGAGCUGAUGCACAAGUUUGAUUUGUUCCAUUUGCUGCUCAAGGGGUGCUUUGCAGAACUGGCUGGAAGUUCGUUGGUGGUUCUUAUCGACUACAACCUGACCGGGGUGGAUGGCAACUUCGAGAUCCAGUUGGAUGCUGUGUAUGAGCUGCUCCAAAACUUUUGCAAAGCAACGGGCACCAAACUUCACAUGGACAAUCUGACCAGAAAUCUGUUGAACUUUAAAGCCGAUUGGGAGUACCCAACAGGGUCUUGGUUCAAGGGCGCGGACACCACGGCGGUGUGUCUGUUCUUGGAAGAUUUCUUAACGAAGUAUCUGGAGAGCCUGCGGUGCCCAAAUGAGUUUUUGGAAACUGUAUGCAAGGCAUGCCACAAUGCGAAUACGUUCCUCCGGGUUUUGUAUCAUAGUGGGCUGUGGAUGAGCAAAGCUGAAACCAUGAAGGUGGCGCAAGCUGGUCUAAACUACUUGCGUUUGUACCUGGAGCUGGCUCAACUUUCUUUCAACAACAAUAAGGCCCGAUACAAGCUAACCCCGAAAUUGCAUUGCUAUAUUCAUGUAAUUGAUCGUUUGAUCGAAGCUGUACAGUCUAAUGAUGAGUAUACGCUCAACCCGUUGAGUGAAUGUACUCAACUAGACGAGGAUUUCGUGGGGAAGAUAGCCAAGCUUUCCUGUGCAGUCAGCCAUAAAUGCUGCCAUGCACAAACGAUCUCGAGAUAUUUGAUCAAGGCAUGGGAGGCGCUGGGGUGUGUUAGAAAAACCUAA
Molecule: messenger RNA, 2583 nt
Organism: Symbiodinium pilosum
Lineage: Eukaryota; Dinophyceae; Suessiales; Symbiodiniaceae
Source: the annotation of a GenBank genome assembly